Molecule: messenger RNA, 2074 nt
Organism: Ficedula albicollis (Collared flycatcher)
Lineage: Eukaryota; Metazoa; Chordata; Aves; Passeriformes; Muscicapidae
Gene: CREG1
Product: cellular repressor of E1A stimulated genes 1
Exons: 4
Source: RefSeq, a predicted model, not a curated record
CCCCCGCCGCCCGAGGAGGCGGCGCGCAUGGCGCGCUACGUCCUGCACAGCUGCGACUGGGGCGCGCUGGCCACGCUGUCGGCGCAGGAGGGGCUGCGCGGCCGCCCCUUCGCCAACAUCUUCUCCCUCAGCGACGGCCCGCCCGGGCCCUGCGGCGGCAGCGGCGUCCCCUACCUGUACCUGACCGACAUGGAGAUCUCCGUGCAGGACCUGGAGGUCAAUUCAAAUGCCUCCUUGACUGUGUCUUUGGCACAGACUCCUUACUGCAGGAAGCACAAAUAUGAUCCCCAGAACCCCCUCUGUGCUCACAUAAUCUUUGUUGGGAGCAUUGUAAAGGUGAAUGAUUCAGAAGCAGGCAUAGCACAAAAAGCAUUAUUCACUCGCCACCCUGAAAUGGAAAGUUGGCCCAAGGAUCAUAAUUGGUUCUUUGCCAAAUUUAACAUCACCAAUAUUUGGGUCCUGGACUACUUUGGUGGAUUGAAAAUUGUGACACCAGAAGAGUACUACAAUGUCAAGCCUUAGUGGAAGAAGAUCCUUGGUGAUGCUGAUGUGAAAAUUAAUUACUUUGGCUGUUUCAUGAAAGAUUUAUUUUUUCUAUGUAGUGUAGAGCUGAAUUAAUAAUACAAUAAAUCAAACACCUUGCAUUGUUAAUGAGUGUGUAUUACCCUUGUGAAGCAGAUUUAACUUCUCACUAACUUGAAUCAUGUCACACUGAAAAACCUUUGUGCAUAAGCAAUAACUAAAUUUUAUUCAUUGGAUGUGAAUUUGGAAACAUCUGACAGUGUGCAUUCAGAAAUGUUGUGUUUGCUGGAACUUAAACAAUUUGCCCAAUUCUAAAGCUUUCAGUGCCUUAGUUAAAUAAUAUUUUUCUGAGCACUUUCCAAUAUUAUUUUAAUACCAGUUUAGUUUAGAAUUUUAUGGUGAAGUUCUACAGGGUGGCUCAGCUGAUGGAAUGGAAAACAUUGCCUGUAUUACAGGAGCAAAUGAUGUGCUGAGUUCCCAAAUCCUGUUAAAGAGUUUCCUUUGCACACUAAUAAACUCUCUUGUUGGAGCCAUUUUUCUGUUUUAUUGAAAGUGCUGAAAAAUACAGUUGUGUUCAUGCCAGCUGUACCUAUACCUCAGGAUAAGUUCUGGGUAACUCCUCAGCUGAUUAUGUGCCCUGACUCUGUAAUAGAAACAGAUGAGCAGUAUCUAAAAUAUCUGACUUAAGAGCAGUGUCUUGUAAAUUCAGUGAGACUGUUGUGAAGGAUAAAUGUUUUCUGAUUGAUAUUCUGAAAUACUCAGCUUUGUUAGUCUGAUCAAAUGGCAAUUUCUCAGCUUUUAUUACCCCCAACAGCAGAACUGAGCAGAUUUUGGGGUCUGGAAGCCUUACACAGCAAUUUUGGAUUAGUAACCCAGAAGUGAAAAAGAAGCAAUGCACUAUGAUACAAAUGAUUCAUGAUUUGUAGAGAAUGAAAAUUAAUGAAAGGUGUGCUUAAUUAAUUCUGUGUUAAAGUAAGGUGCACCUAACCACAAAAACCACAUUUUUAACAUCCACUCUGAUCUGCUUUGUGCUAAGUUCACAAACACUAAAAAGUGUUUAUGAACAAAUAAGUUGAUUUUACAGUGAGCAAAUAUUACCUAGUUGACUUAGAGCAAAGAAUUUAGACUCCUUAGAGGAGGUUGAUAUAUAGAACAAUGGGAUUUGUCAGGUAAAAUCCCUUUAUCUUAAUAUUGUUGUUCUAUCACUCCUUUUCUCAAAUACUGGGAUGAUUUGUGAAAGUAUAUUUUAUGUAACUUAUUAAGAGUUCUUUCUUCAUAAGGGGAAGGGAAGUACUUGGUACUGUUCUGCUGUUCUACUAUUUAAAAACUUAAAAUAUAGAAACAAUUUAUGUUGAAUAGGUAACACUGAUAUUUAAUGUGAAAUUGAAAAGUAUUUUUAUAUUAGCUAUGACAGUUGUGAAAACUCAAAUGACUCUGUGUCAUGGACUCAAUCCUUUCCGUGAGGACUCCUGAAUGCAUUACAUGUAACCCUGUAAUUUCUGAUGUGUGAGACUGAUGUUGCUUUUGUUAAAAUUAAAAUAUUUUUUUGACA